This is a messenger RNA of Ostertagia ostertagi, 285 nucleotides long. The record is from the annotation of a GenBank genome assembly. NCBI's taxonomy places the organism in Eukaryota, Metazoa, Nematoda, Chromadorea, Rhabditida, Trichostrongylidae.
AUGCUGACAAUUUUCAAUCUGCUUGUUUUUACAACGAAUGAAUUCAUAGUCAUUCGCUAUCCGCUUCAUUAUCGACGAUACGUUCGACGGAAAACUGUCUUAGCGACUCUCAGCUGCUGUUGGGUCGUUAGCGUAAUUAUGGGUCUUGGAUUGCUUGUUCCGCCAUCGUCGCCUUAUCUUCCCACGACUGACGAGAAGCCGUGGCACAUCGACAUAGCGACGCUAAGCAUGUUGAUGAUUUCCUUACUGUGUUUUCUCGUUCUCGCCAUCGUCGUGGUGCGCUGA